This is a messenger RNA of Arachis duranensis, 789 nucleotides long. RefSeq names its product protein FAR1-RELATED SEQUENCE 5-like. Bases 1 to 789 code for a protein of 262 amino acids. The record is from RefSeq and is a predicted model, not a curated record. The transcript is spliced from 3 exons. Gene Ontology annotation, biological process: regulation of DNA-templated transcription. NCBI's taxonomy places the organism in Eukaryota, Viridiplantae, Streptophyta, Magnoliopsida, Fabales, Fabaceae.
AUGAAGGAUGUUGGUCUUUGGACAAUUUUCAAAGUUGAUUUGAAUCACUCACAUCCUUGUUGUCCAGACCAGGCUGAUAUGCUCAAACAACACAGGGAGCUUAGCAUGUUUGUGCGUCGCACCAUUGAAACCCACGAGGAAGCCGAAAUCAGAUCGAGCAAAACUUACCAAUCAUUUAUCGCAGCAGCUGGUAGCCACCGUGAACUAGGUUUUAUUGAAAAAAAUGUCAGGAAUUAUAUCACAAGGAAAGUAUGGAAUAUUUUCGAAGAAGAUGAUGCCAAAGAAUUUGGGAAGUACCUAGCUGAUGCAAGAAACAGGGCUGCAUUUGAGUAUUUUGGAGACGUGGUUUCAUUUGAAAUCACGUAUAACACAAACAGGUACAAUUUUGUUUUAGGUUCUUUUGUGGGCAUGAAUCACCACGGACAGUCGACACUUCUCGGAUGCACACUAAUGAAAAAUGAGGACAUCAAAUCAUUCAAAUGGCUAUUUGAGUAUUGGCUACGUUGUAUGGGAGGGAAGCCACCAAAAGGUAUUCUUACUGAUCAAUGCACAUCGAUUCAAAUCACAAUUGAGCUGUGCAUGCCAACAACAAUUUACCGCUGGUGCAUCUGGCACAUUAUGAAGAAGAUCCCAAGCAAAUUAAACGGCUACAAGGGACACAACAAAAUUGAACAAGAGAUGAGCCAUGUUGUUUGGAACUCGUACACAAAAGAAGCAUUUGACAGAAACUGGAUCGAUUUCCUCAGAAAGUACGGCCUCGGAGGCAACAAGUGGCUUUUAGGUAAUUGA